Ziziphus jujuba (common jujube) is the source of this 1822-nucleotide messenger RNA. RefSeq names its product pentatricopeptide repeat-containing protein At3g21470. Gene Ontology annotation, biological process: RNA modification. The transcript has a single exon. Gene Ontology annotation, molecular function: RNA binding; protein binding. The coding region runs from base 171 to 1814 and encodes 547 amino acids. Lineage: Eukaryota; Viridiplantae; Streptophyta; Magnoliopsida; Rosales; Rhamnaceae. The record is from RefSeq and is a predicted model, not a curated record.
AGAAAAUAGAAAUAACCUUUAUAUAUGUAUAUAUAUAUAUUAUAUUUGUUUUUUCCCCCAAAAAAAAGGUCAAAGAAUAAUUCAAAAUUUGUAAAAACUGUAGGUUUUUAAUAAUUUAAGCAGUUCAAUCCAUCAACUCCCUCCAAAAACAGAGCUUUUGAGACGAUGAGAUGAAAAGAGGAGGUUUCCGACAAGAAGUUGCAAAACACCCUCUCUCACACUCACAUAACCCACGUAAACCUUUUUGCUCAUCAACAACUGCAAGCCCAAGUCCUCCAAGCUGGUCUUACCUCAUUAGGAAAUCCAUCUCUCAAGGAUCGCCUAAACAAGCUCUUCUAAUCUACACCCAAAUCCGCAGUAAAGGAAUCUGCAAUCUGGGUGUUGUCCCUCUUAUUCUCAAGGCUUGUGCUUCUCUUUGCUUCGUAAACUUUGGGAAGGCUUUGCAUGGCGAGGUGAUCAAGUGUGGAAUGGAUUUUGAUGUAUUUGUUGGAACCUCAUUGGUUGAUAUGUACGCCAAGUGCAGAGAGAUUUUUGAUUCACGGAAAGUGUUUGACCUAUUGCCUGACAGAAAUGUGGUUACUUGGAACGCAAUGGUUGGUGGGUACGUGAGGAAUGGGGAUAUGAAAUCUGCCUCCUUUUUGUUUGAGAGGAUGUCGAAACGGACGACCGUGACAUGGAUUGAGAUGAUUGAUGGCUUUGCAAGGAAUGGUGAUACUAUUAGUGCUAGACGGCUGUUUGAUCGCGUUCCUUCUGAAUUGAAGAAUGUCGUUACAUGGAGUGUGAUGGUUGAUGGGUAUUGCAGCAAUGGAGAGAUGGAGGCGGCCAGGGAUGUUUUUGAGCAGAUGCCACAGCGGAAUUUCUUUGCAUGGUCAUCGAUGAUUUCUGGGUAUUGCAAGAAGGGUGAUGUCAAGGAGGCCGAGAUCAUUUUCGACAGAAUUCCGAUUAGGAAUUUGGUUAAUUGGAAUUCAAUGAUUUCUGGAUAUGCACAGAAUGGGUUUUCUGAGGAAGCUAUAAAGGCAUUUGGCAAAAUGCAAGCAGAUGGUUACGAGCCUGAUGAAUUUACUGUUGUGAGUGUUUUAUCUGCCUGCGCUCAGUCAGGGCUGUUGGAUGUUGGCAGGGAAAUACACUACAUGAUAAACUGCAAGGGGAUAAAGUGUAAUCAAAUUGUUCUAAAUGCAGUUCUUGACAUGUAUGCAAAGUGUGGGGAUUUGACCAAUGCAAGAUUGAUCUUUGAAGGGAUGACUGAGAGGAACACUGCCUGUUGGAAUGCUAUGAUCUCGGGAUUUGCCAUUCAUGGACAGUGCAAGGAAGCUCUCGAGUUAUUUGGCAGGAUGGAGGGUUCAAAAAUAAGGCCCGAUGAUAUAACAUUUCUUUCUGUUCUCUCAGCUUGUGCACAUGGAGGUUUUGUGGAUGAAGGCAUAGAAAUUUUCUCCAAGAUGGAGAAAUAUGGCUUGGCAGCAGGCAUUGGGCAUUAUGGUUGCUUGGUUGACCUUUUAGGGCGGGCAGGAAGAUUAAGACAGGCAUACAGCUUGAUCAAGAAAAUGCCAAUGAAACCCAAUGACACGGUUUGGGGAGCAAUGCUUGGAGCUUGCCGGAUUCACUUUGACAUGGAGAUGACUGAACAGGUAGUGAAAGAGAUCAGCACCCCAAAUUCGGAUGUGGGGUCGGCUCAUAAUUCACAUUAUGUGUUACUGUCAAGUAUUUAUGCUGCUUCUGAUAGUUGGGAAAAGGCUGAAAGGAUGAGGCUGGACAUGGUGAAUGAAGGCUUUCAAAAGAUACCCGGAUUCAGUUCAUUCAUGCCCAAUGGCACAUAGUAUUAGUC